AAGACCAUCAGCAAAUUUUUUUUUGUCUGUCUUUCUAGUUCUGUCACAACCAAAAGAUGGCCAUGCUUGUUAAUUGCCUUUUCAUUCUCAUCCUUUUACCAUCAUUUGAUAAAGUACUUUCAUUCCAAGAUGAAAUUCCCUCAGAAAUCCAAACACAAGACAUGCAAGCUUUGAUUGCUCAAGCCUGCAUGGAUAUCGAAAACCAAAACUCAUGCCUCACAAAUAUUCAAAACGAGUUAACGAAAACCGGCCCUCCAAGUCCAACUUCAGUCAUCAGUGCUGCACUCAGAACCACAAUCAAUGAAGCCAUAGGUGCCAUCAAUAACAUGACAAAGAUCAGUACUUUUUCUGUUAAUAACCGCGAGCAACUAGCCAUAGAAGAUUGCAAGGAGCUUAUUGAUUUCUCUGUGUCAGAGCUAGCAUGGUCAUUAGGUGAGAUGAGGAGAAUUCGAGCAGGCGAUAGAAAUGCGCAAUACGAAGGAAACCUCGAAGCUUGGUUAAGUGCAGCACUUAGUAACCAAGAUACAUGUAUUGAAGGGUUUGAAGGUACUGAUAGACGCCUUGAGAGUUUCAUCAGUGGAAGUUUAACACAAGUCACACAGCUUAUCAGUAAUGUUCUGUCUUUGUAUACUCAACUUCAUAGAUUACCCUUUAGGUCUCCGAGGAACACUACAUUGCUCGGAACAAGCGAUGUAAGCUCGGAGUUUCCCGAAUGGAUGACCGAUGCUGAUCAAGAGCUCCUUAAGUCAAGACCGCACGGUGCGGUUGCAAAUGCGAUUGUUGCAUUGGAUGGGAGUGGUCAUUACCGUACGAUCAACGAAGCGGUUAAUGCAGCUCCAAGUCAUAGCAAUAGGAGGUAUGUUAUCUAUGUGAAGAAGGGACUUUACAAGGAGAAUGUUGAUAUGAAGAAGAAGAUGACCAACAUUAUGAUCGUUGGUGAUGGUAUUGGCCAAACUAUUAUCACAAGCAACAGAAAUUUCAUGCAAGGAUGGACCACUUUUAGAACUGCCACGUUUGCUGUAUCUGGGAAGGGUUUCAUUGCAAAGGACGUGACAUUCCGGAACACUGCUGGACCAGUAAACCAUCAAGCAGUGGCAUUGCGGGUGGAUUCAGACCAAUCUGCAUUCUUUAGGUGCAGUAUAGAAGGAAACCAAGACACCCUUUACGCGCACUCGCUGCGACAAUUCUACCGUGAAUGUGAAAUCUAUGGAACAAUAGACUUCAUUUUUGGCAAUGGAGCUGCUGUUCUACAAAACUGCAAGAUAUACACAAGAGUUCCACUUCCAUUACAAAAAGUUACAAUCACAGCACAAGGUAGAAAAAGUCCACAUCAAAGCACAGGUUUUACAAUUCAAGAUAGUUAUGUUUUGGCCUCACAACCUACAUAUUUAGGGAGGCCAUGGAAGCAAUAUUCUAGAACAGUUUACAUUAACACAUAUAUGAGUGGAAUGGUUCAACCUAGAGGGUGGCUUGAAUGGCUUGGAAACUUUGCAUUGGACACUUUGUGGUAUGGUGAAUAUAGAAAUUAUGGACCUGGUUCAUCCCUUGCUGGUAGAGUUAAAUGGCCUGGUUUUCAUAUCAUUAAAGAUGCUUCUACUGCUGGUUACUUUACUGUUCAGAAAUUCCUUAAUGGUGGUUCAUGGUUGCCAAAAACAGGUGUCAAGUUCACAGCAGGAUUGACCAAUUGAGUUUCUAACUACUAUUUCUUUUUUAUUUAUUUAUUUAUCCUAUAGAAAUUAUAAUAACUUUACUGCCUCCUUUUUUAGAUGAAUAAUUUUACCAUUUUCUUUUAUUGAUGGUGGAGGAAUUAAUAGAUUAUUUGUUAGGAAUAAAUUGUGUCUGUGUUUUCUGUAGAAUGUAAUUAAUAUGUGUCUGUAAUUAAUACAUGACUUAAUUUUUUUUAAUCUGGACUGUUAAUAUGAUAUUGAACGGUUUUU
Molecule: messenger RNA, 1937 nt
Organism: Cicer arietinum (chickpea)
Lineage: Eukaryota; Viridiplantae; Streptophyta; Magnoliopsida; Fabales; Fabaceae
Product: putative pectinesterase/pectinesterase inhibitor 22
Biological process (GO): cell wall modification
Molecular function (GO): pectinesterase activity; enzyme inhibitor activity
Source: RefSeq, a predicted model, not a curated record